Molecule: messenger RNA, 624 nt
Organism: Botrytis sinoallii
Lineage: Eukaryota; Fungi; Ascomycota; Leotiomycetes; Helotiales; Sclerotiniaceae
Exons: 1
Coding region: 1-624 (207 amino acids)
Biological process (GO): dGTP catabolic process
Cellular component (GO): cytosol
Molecular function (GO): 8-oxo-7,8-dihydrodeoxyguanosine triphosphate pyrophosphatase activity
Source: RefSeq, a predicted model, not a curated record
AUGAUUGGAAGAAUAGGAAAACCUUCGUACGGUACGCUGCUUCAGUGCUCUCGAAUUAGUGUCCCAGCUCUUACCACGAAACCAAUGACCUUAAGCCACCGUCACAUUCACAUGUCACCCUCACCAUCGCUCAAAUCAUCGACCACACCGCCCAUUCCCCUCGUUGGUCUUGGAGUAUUUAUCAUCCAUCCUACUCACCAACUUUCCACCCGUGAGAAUCCUAUGUAUCUCCUAGGCGAACGCAUUAAUUCGACUGCAGCCAACACGUGGGGUCUUCCAGGCGGACACUUAGAAUUCGGCGAAACUUUUGAAGAAGGUGCAUCCAGGGAGGUUUUGGAAGAAACCGGGUUAUACAUUCCACCCAAAGAACUAAAGUUCUUCCGCUGUAGAAACCUGAUAAUGAAGGAGGAGAAAAGACAUUUUGUGUCAAUUUUUAUGGUAGGAGUCUGGGAUGGGAAAGGGGAAGGGCCAAAAGUGAUGGAGAAGGAAAAGUGUAGAGGGUGGGAAUGGGUGAGUUGGGAAGAAACGAAAAAGUGGGUUGAGCUGGAGAAUGCUGGAAGGAAGCUAUUUCCAGGGAUGGGGAGCUUGGUUAGAGAACUGAAGGGCGUGGCUCCUCCAUCGUAA